Molecule: messenger RNA, 3795 nt
Organism: Botrytis fragariae
Lineage: Eukaryota; Fungi; Ascomycota; Leotiomycetes; Helotiales; Sclerotiniaceae
Exons: 3
Coding region: 1-3795 (1264 amino acids)
Source: RefSeq, a predicted model, not a curated record
AUGGCUAUAUCUAAGCAACAAGUGGCAGUCAUUGCUAAGAUAGUCUCUUAUAAUCCAGCUACUUGGUUUCUUGCCUGUGAAUCUGAGGCCCUUAAGAUUCCAGAGAAAGAUCGAGUCGAAUUCGGGAAGAUACUACUUGAAGCAAUGGACGUUUACAAGUCCAAAGUUCAAAAUGUCAUUCCGAUAUUGAAGAGAGGACCAAACCUCAAUCCAGAAGUCAACAUUCGUGCGUGGGCUAUGAUGCAUGCAAGAUUCCUUGCUCGUUUGUUCAUUAAACAUCCCACGCUGUGCGAGCGAUUGUGCGUCAAGCUUUCCAAUGAGACUUAUAACCCAGGAUGGCGAUGCCAUGUCAAGAAGUUCAAGGAUAUAGAAGAGCACAAGAACGAGAUAGAGGAACAGGUUGAGGCGGCUUGUCGAGAAAGUCAGUUAUUCUUCAGCACUCACUCAGGAUACAACUUCGUCAUUACAAAUCACAUUGCCACUACCCAUAAUUCUCAAUUAAAGAUGCAAAAUUAUCCUCGAUUUGAAGCUCAAAGUCGCCAAUUAGCUGCGCAAUCUUUGUUAGCUUUAUCUCAGAGUGAUGAAGCUCAACAUAAUCAUGAUUCUAUCUCAUCGAGUCAUGUACCUCCUCCUCAAAUCACGCCUCUUCAAGUUAACGGUCGUCAUGACCAAGCGAUGACUUCCAACUCCAAAUCUCACAACGGCGAAAGACAAUCCAAGCACGUGAGGUUUGCCCUCGCCCUCGAGAAGAGCGCCGCUGCUGAGCUUGAGGCUAUUAGUAGGAUGAAUGGGAACUCCUUUCUUCGUACUCCUCAAGAGAAAGCCUAUCAGUUAAACCUGGAGCGCGAGCUUCAGGCGCAGAUUGCUUCUCAGAAUGAUGAUUUAUACGGUGUCAGCGACGACGAACGUGGUCGACCCACGAGCGCGACAAAGUUGAAUAAUGGAGAGAGAACUGCAACAUCUAGCAGUGUUCGCAGAACAGAUGCAACGAAAUCUGCCGUCAAUCCCGAUUCUGAUAUUGAGGAGGAAAUCCAGCUCACUCCUAGCAUUAAUGAUAGCGAAGUCAGAGCUAGUGAAAAUCGACAAGGAUUGGGCAGCAGACGAAGUCUCUCGUUAUCUAACAUUCAAGAAAGCACUUUGAACAAGACUGCAACUCCUAAUCGUAGUCUUGAGAUCGAAGACCACCUUGAAAACGAGAAUUCCUCUCCUGCAGAGUCUGUCGAUGGGGAUAGCAAUGAACAUUUUUCUCUUCGUGAGAUGAUUGAUGCUAUGGAGUUCGUUGCAGAGCACCCUUGGAUCUGCGAGCACUUAUUAGUCGAUCAUGUCUGGGAUGAGUACAAGCUCUUUCAUGAGUACAACACGGAGGCUCUGAAGGUAGCAGAGGAAGAGAUUGAAGAAUCGAACAGGGCUAUUGCAAAAGAAGCUACACCCUCUACACACAAGGGGACAGAAGGCGGUCCAUCACAUAUCUCUGUACAUCGCACACGUAGUGCCAGCCAAACUUCUCGUUCGCCCAGUGCACCUCCCUCUCAUCCUACAUCUUCAUCUCAUUCCGCACCUUCUGUUCGUCAAGCAAACACAAUUGAUGGGACUAUCGCAAAUAACAUGACUGCCGCUGAAGAGGAGCAGGCGAUUACUGCAGCUGCCAAAGUUGGAUUUGUGAAUCGUAACUUUCAACUCCAAGUUGCGACGGUUUAUCGUGCGUUGGGAGUGGUUCCAACAGCUGCAGGCCUUGUUCCCUCCAUUAAUCCACCUCUCAAUCGUGUUCCAUCAUCUGAAAGCUUUAAUCCUACCAACAAUGCACCGCCACGUCGAGAAAGAUCAUCUGAUAGAUCUGCUUCUGGCAAUAGUCAACCUAAACGUCGUUCGCGGUCAUCGAUGGGUCGAUACAAGGCAACUAAUCCUGUUGUCGAUAACGAUACCAUCAUUGUUGAUACAUCUUCACGUGUACCGGCCUACGUUCACUUUGUUCCUAAUCACAUCGCGCCUCCACGUCGUGGUCGAUCAUCUGAUGAAUUAGUUCCUGUUUAUGCUGCACCUAAGCGUCGUUCUCAAUCAAACAUCGGAGAAGCAAACGUGAUUCAUGGUACUGAUGUAAAUCCCUCCACAAACUCUGAUAGAGCAAAGAAGGGUCUCACUCCUACUAUGAAUCGGGCCCAAAUGCGUGAACAGCUGCAGAUCGCUGCCGUCUACCAAUCACUCGGACGCCAAAAUGAGAUGUCUUCUGAAAAUUUCGGAAAUGAUGGAGCUAGGAUUGAGAUGGAGGAAGAAGUACAAGAAUUUCCUUCCGCCAUUCAUACUCUUACACCUGAAAAAACACGUCGUGGACGGGAUGCUGGUCCGUAUGAGAUACCUCGUGAUUAUCGUAUACCAUCAUUUGAACUUCAAGCAAAUGUUCCUGAGAUCUUUGCUCAAGAUCGAUCCCUUAGCAUGCACGGAGGAAUUGGUGCACCAAGAGACUUCGGUUUCAACUCAUAUGUAAAUCAGAACAUGGAUUUUUUGCCCGGUCUGACAGCUCAUCGUCGUGCAGCUACUUCCACUGGUCAAGAUCAAGAAGGCUUUAGUGCCAAUCAAAUUCGCACCGAGCAAGAGAUAGGACUUGCAGGACUUAGUUUCUCUGGUCCUGGAAAUGGCAGCUUGAAUCAGCAAGUCCCUGGAAUUUCCGGAUUAUCUCAACCUCUUGCAGCUCUUGAUAAUCCUCAAGAGGAUUUUUGGAUCAAUCGCGGUAAUUUUGGUGACUUUGGACCAGUGGGUAUGGAUCUAAAUAUAGAUCUAAACAUGGAUCUAGGUGCAGAACUUCCCCCAGCUCCCAACUUCAAUGAUAUCCAUGGCUUAGGAAAUCACUUUGCUGAUUUGAGGGGCAACUAUAAUUUUGAUUUCAGUGUUGAAAAUGUGCCAUUUACCGGCCUAAUAAGAUCUUCUCGUCAUCUUGGUGCUUUCAAUCCCGAUGCCAUUCCCUCCAGUUUCGGUGGUACGAAGCAAUCUUUUGGAAGUGUCAAUCAAAAUGUUGGUGCUAUGAACCAAGCUCCCGUUGGCCUUGAAGGCAUGGAUGAGUUCAUGUUCCAUAAUACACCUCUGGCACAAAUAAAUGCCGGUUUUGGCGUUGGUAACAUGAACCAGUCAUUUGAUCAACCUGAUGGAAUGGGUCCAGUCGAUGUUUCGGAAAUACCACGUCGAGAAAGAUCUGGUACAAGAAGCCAGCCAGGAGAAGCGCUCGUUCCAGUAACACCUAAUCGGACUCGUGCUAGUACUAGAAGUCAGAGACGGUAUGACUUGUCAGCGAGAGGUGGUAACUACUUCCGAUUCCAGGAUACCGAGUCGGUUGACGGAGAAGAUGGAGAGGAUGAAGAAGGUAAUGAGGAAGAUGAUGCUGAGGAAAUGGAAGAAGACGAGGAUGAUGAAGAUGACUUUGAAGAGGAGAGCCCUAGUAAGAGAGCACGUCACCCCAAGAAUUCUUCCAGGGGUUCAACUAGAAAUCCAACCAGAAGUCCAGGCAAAGCUUCCGCCAAAGACUCUGCAAAGGGUACUCCAAGAAAAUCAAGAAAAACCCCCGUCAAGAAAGGUCCCAAGGUUGCAUUUAAUCCUCGUCCAGCCUCAGCUCCUUCUACCCUUGAUCGUGGUCCACCUCGGAGAUAUCAUCAAACUACAAUAAACAUCUCGCCUGGUGCUCGGGGUCCCCAGCUUAAUCUCGAAACUUCUGGGCGUCAGAGAAGAUUACCAUUUACGACUGUCGCUCAGGAUAGGGCAGAGUUUAAGAAGGAAUUCGAGAUGGACCCCGAGGAUCCGGAUUUGUGA